Macrosteles quadrilineatus (aster leafhopper) is the source of this 573-nucleotide messenger RNA. RefSeq lists its product as uncharacterized. The transcript has a single exon. Gene Ontology annotation, cellular component: motile cilium; cytoplasm. Bases 1 to 573 code for a protein of 190 amino acids. Gene Ontology annotation, molecular function: protein binding. The record is from RefSeq and is a predicted model, not a curated record. Lineage: Eukaryota; Metazoa; Arthropoda; Insecta; Hemiptera; Cicadellidae. Gene Ontology annotation, biological process: cilium organization.
AUGAGAGCGUGGGCUCAGUGCAAGACUCUCAAGAGAAACAAUGAUGUCCACCAGCAGGCAAAAGUAGACCACAAUGCGAACCGGAUUAAAGAGAAAGAGGACAGUUUGGCUGAUCUUAGGGAACAGUGCACGACCGCAAUGCUUAGAGAGAACACCGUCAACAAUGAGGUAACAAGUCACCUAGAAACAGCAAUAGGGAAUCUGCAGAAAAAAAUUGAAAAAUGGACAGCUAGAUAUAGCAAAGAAGUUGACUCACUGGAUAUUGCUCUUCUACUACUGAAGAGUAAAAUAGAAGAUCAACACGAGAAGUUUAAUAAGAUGACUGAACAAUACUCAGCUAAACUAGAGCUGCUGGAGUCACUUCACACAGAAGCGGAUGAUAGAGAUCGAGAACUGGAGAUACGGAUAGCUCGGUCUAAAGCUGCAUUCAUCAUCCAGCACUGGUGGAGAGGAGUAUUGGCCAAAAGAGGGGCAGAGAAAAAGAAAUCAUCUGGCAAAAAUAGGAAAAAAUCUAAAAAAUCGUCCACGAAAAGAAAGAAGAGGAAACAAUCUCCAAAGAGGAAAAAUAAAUAA